Messenger RNA from Ostrinia furnacalis (Asian corn borer), 3278 nucleotides. It is a transcript of the gene Dlic, whose product is annotated as dynein light intermediate chain. Gene Ontology annotation, cellular component: cytoplasmic dynein complex; centrosome. The coding region runs from base 1 to 996 and encodes 331 amino acids. The transcript is spliced from 7 exons. Gene Ontology annotation, biological process: microtubule-based movement; microtubule cytoskeleton organization. The record is from RefSeq and is a predicted model, not a curated record. Lineage: Eukaryota; Metazoa; Arthropoda; Insecta; Lepidoptera; Crambidae. Gene Ontology annotation, molecular function: dynein heavy chain binding.
AUGACAUCCACUGCUGGACAAAGACCUCCCCAAGGAUUUUCCCAGCACUGCAAACAAAGACUAAAUAGUAAAAAGCAGCAAGUGCAGAAGUGGCUAAGGUACACGGAGCCAGGCGACGAGCUGGAGCCGACAGCCUCGUCUCCCAUGAAGCGGUCUUCCAGGAACCUGUCGGAUGACUUCGAAAAUGGAGACGACGACGACAGCCCGCUGCCCGAAGCGGUGCUUACCACGAAUCUGGGGCUGGAUAUUGUGGUGGUCGUCACAAAGACCGACUACAUGACCACCCUGGAGAAAGAGCACGACUACCGCGACGAGCACUUCGACUUUAUGCAGCAGUGGGUGCGGCGGUUCUGCCUGCAGUACGGCGCCGCUCUGUUCUACACCAGCGCUAAGGAGGACAAGAACUGCGACCUGCUGUACAAGUACCUCACGCAUCGGAUAUACGGCCUGCCCUUCCGGACGCCCGCGCUCAUUGUGGAGAAGGACGCUGUGUUGAUACCCGCUGGCUGGGAUAGUAUGAAGAAAAUUAGUAUAUUAUAUGAAAACAUGCAGUCAUGUAAACCGGACGACUACUACAGAGACGUUAUUGUACAGCCCGCUAUACGAAAAAGCGGCGCCAGUCGCGAAGCCGAAGUCCAAGCGGAGGACGAGCAGGCGUUCCUGCAGCGGCAGCUGGCGGCGCUGCAGGCCGGCUCGCCCGCGCCCGCGCGCGCCGACUCCCCGCUGCGAGCCACGCACCGCGCCGCCGCACAGUUGGACGGCACAAAAAUCGGCAUGGGCCCCGGCACGCCCGGCAACGAGGGCGUGUUGGCCAACUUCUUCAACUCGCUGCUGUACAAGAAGACGGGCUCGCCCGGCGGCCGGCCCGCCGACAGCUCGCCGGCCGCCGCCGCCGCCGCCGCGCGCUCCGACGCCGCCGCCGAGCUCGACCGGCUCACGCGCGCCAAGCCGCGCCAGCCGCCGCCGCUCGACCUCAACUCGUCGUCCGAGUGCUAGCCGCCGUAAAUAAGUCUUGCUCCAGCCCCUGGCACGCCCGCGAGGCUCUGGCUUGUACUUUACCGCCGCCGGCCGGUAAGCGUAUAUUUGUUUAGCCCGGACUAGCACGCGUCGCGGUGACGUCACUCCAAUACGCACGGGCGGACGUCAUUCCCGGACCUGUCACUUUGACAGCCGUCAAGGAAUGCGCACGCGUCACCGAGGACAGUCGGCAAUGUCGUGACGGUGUCCAUAGGACUAUUCGCUUCAGUAUCGCUGGUAAAUGCAAUGAGAUUACGGACUUAGCCGCGGGUACAAUACGGGUUUGUUCACAUUUUCUGUCAACUGUCACUUUGAUGCCAGCUUUUUAUACUUUUUGGUAAAUAUUGUGUUGGGGAAGUACGAUUUUGACCCUUAUAUAAAUCAAUAUUAUAUGAAAUAAUCCUAUCCAAUCAGGACACUAAAAUCAAAAUGAAAGUUGUGAGAAAAUGUAAACAAACUCAACACAACUGUCAAGAGUGGACACAAGCUUUGUAUUAGGACACGGAUGCAUUUGCGCGAUAAGAAAUGUGUAUGAAACCUCUUCAAAGACUCUUUCGCUUGGAAGCACAGAGGCGCUCUCGGACUAGUGCGGUGGUAAUCGGUACUAAUUCUGAUGCAACCGAUACAAUUGUAUGGCAGGAACUCUAUCUGUGUACAUUUCACGGGCAUUUGUCAAUACACAUCCAGUUUCUGUAGGUCUGAACUAAAACGUAGAUUUUCUUUACAUCAAAUAAUAAAAAAGUGUUAAUUAAAUGAAGUGCUCUCUUGAUAUGUUUAAACAAAAUGUACUUAAUUUACAAUGUACCUAAGCCCGUAAUGCAUUAUUGGAUAACAGAUGUUAACAGAUUGCUCAAAAUGUAUUAAUUAAAUAACUCGCAUCUGCUAUAUUUUUCCUAUGAAUAAAACAAUACUCAAACGCUUUAAGCAUCUCCUCAUAUUUUUAGCUAAUUGUGCCCCCUUUCCAUUGCUUUAAAAUUUACAGAAAGUACCUCAAAAUGAUUUAUUUCCUCAACAAAUUUGAACUUUAACUCAAUUGAGUAAAUUACUUAUUUUGUUAAUAACGUCUAACUUUUUCAUCAGCCUAUUAGAAGCUGGAUGGUAUUACGCCAAUGUUGCUAACACUGCAGUACUUUUACUAAACACGCGUCAGAUUAAUGUCUUUACGAUAAGUUACUGUUCGGGACAUUUAGCAGCUAAACAAACACAGUGUAUAUGAAACAUAUCUGUAAAACAUUCAUUCAAGCUUUGUCACUCGACGGCGUCAUGUACUCGAAUAUAGUUUGCGUCGAUCAUACGUUCAUAUUGUGAUAUAAAAGUAUAUAAGCUUGUUAUAUAGCCUUUUAAAAUAAUUUUCAAUCUGUUCAAAUGUCCCUGACUCCUGAAUAGGUCAAUGUCAAACAUUUCCAUUAAGCUAUGGUGAAACGAAACGAAUAUAAGUUGCGAUACUUUCCUAUUCAUAUAAUUACUUUAAUGUUGUUUACGAUAUUAAAUAAGUAUUUAUUUAGAUAGUUACGAGGCGGCGCGUUUUCGUCCCAGUAUACAUUGUUAUUCGAACUUUUUAAUUUGAUUGUGAACUCUAUGGAAGUGAUAGAGAGUGAUGAGUUCAGAUUGAAAAGUUUGAAAUGUUUGAAGGACAGACGGACGCGCGGAGAUUUAGUUAUUGCGAAAGGAUACAUAAUAUGUCACCUGAGAUUUAAGUGGUUCCGUAAAAUAAUGUGAUCUUCUGUGAAGACUGCGUGCAGUGAUCGAAACAUGUUUAUGCACAAUGAAGUCACUAUUUGUACAAACCGUCAAAACGUAUGGGUAUUAUAAUAUGUAUGUGUAAUGUUUAUUUGCUCAUAAUUAUAUGUAUAGCAAACUUAUGUGAAUAAAUUCAUCACCCGAUUCUAAUUGGAUUGUAAUGGUGACCUUUAUUGUGUUUUGUGGCGGUUGAAUUUAUUUAUUGAAAUAUAUUUAGCACUUUUUUAAAUAUUUUUAUGUCCCGAUUCAUAUUAUGAAAGAUGUAUUGAUAAAGAUGUUCGUACGUUUUACAGUGUAUUUUGUAAAGAUUGGAUUUUGUUCACAUGUGGUGCAAUACAGAACAUUCCAAACGUGGUUUGGUGCUUAUUAUUUUAGUAAAAUUAUUUAAUAAUACCCGAUGGAGUUUCAUUUUACAUAACUUGCCUGCUCGCUCUCUUCUAAAUUGAAUUUACGGUUAAAGCAUUAAAGGUCACUGUUAUUUCACUAGUCCAAUUAUUUACUGCAUUCUCCAUAUUUAAUUU